CGACCCCUUAUAUUUAUCUACAAUUACAUUAUCGAUCACCCAAAACAUCACCGCUAAAGAUUUUGAACUCGUCAGAAUCGCCUUUGAUUGAUUCGCUUUGAUCCCUCCAGAUCAAUUUGCUGGAGAGAGAGAGAGAUCCAAUGGCAGGAGCAGGUGGAUUUGUUGAGGCUGAUAAUGCAGAGGCAAUCAUCGCUAGGAUCGAAACCAAAUCUAGCAAGAUCGAAAGCUUACUCAAACAGUACAAACCCGUUGAAGCUCUAAAAACGGCUCUUGAAGGUUCACCUCCUAAAACUCUCGAUGAGCGUUGCAAGUCGGCUAAUUGGAUAGUUGUGCACAGAGCUUUAAUGGCGAUAAAGGAUAUUGAAGGAAUGCUGAAUGCUCUUGAUGUCGAGUAUUACGACAUUCUCAUGAAGUACUUGUACAGAGGCCUUUCCACUGGGGACCGACCUACAUGCGAUCAGUGUUUGAAGAUUCACGAGAAACUCACUGAGAGAGCUGGUCUCGGUUGCAUUCUCCGUUGUCUUACUGAUACUAUCAAUACCGUUUGAUCAUUGUAUUAUUACCACCAUUGUAUUACUUUAAAAAGACAUGAGUUUUUGUUUUGAUCAUACAUUCAUUGAA
This is a messenger RNA of Brassica napus (rape), 621 nucleotides long. RefSeq names its product actin-related protein 2/3 complex subunit 5A. Lineage: Eukaryota; Viridiplantae; Streptophyta; Magnoliopsida; Brassicales; Brassicaceae. The record is from RefSeq and is a predicted model, not a curated record. Gene Ontology annotation, molecular function: actin filament binding. Bases 141 to 548 code for a protein of 135 amino acids. Gene Ontology annotation, cellular component: actin cytoskeleton; cytoplasm; Arp2/3 protein complex. The transcript is spliced from 5 exons. Gene Ontology annotation, biological process: Arp2/3 complex-mediated actin nucleation; regulation of actin filament polymerization.